GCCUUAUGGUGCAGUGAGUCGCAUCUGUUCGUAUUGGACCACCACAUAAAAACACACACAGAUACACAGAUAAGCACACACGAGAGACAAUGGCUGGAUGGUACACACUCACGCUGGCUCUCCUAAGCGUCCUCAUCCCGAGUUAUGCAAUACCUCCUCGGCCCUUGAACAGCAGAUGGAGUACAACAAGCAGGAUCGUCGGAGGGCAAGAGGCGGCCAAGGGUCAGCUCCCUUACCAGGUUAGCUUCCAAGAGAAGAUCUUAGGAGUGUGGUUCCAUUUCUGUGGGGGCGUGGUGAUCGCGCCCAACUUCGUGAUGACAGCGGCUCACUGCGUGGAGGGGGGCGACUUCACCUCUCCUAGAGGCCUCAGGGUGGUGACUGGCGGCCUGGACCUUGAAGCUUCAGAGGCCUCGGAGCAGGUGGCGGACAUCAACUUCAUCAUUGAGCAUCCCUUUUACAACCAGAUCACUUUCGAGAAUGACGUGGCACUUCUGCGUCUGGAGACUCCACUGAUUUGGACGGAAUACGUUGACCAGAUCAGUCUGCCUCAGCCUCAGCAAAACUUCACUGGAGAGAUUUGUCGUGUAUCAGGGUGGGGCCGCAUGACGGAGGGCGGAGCGUCGUCCAGUACACUUCUCUACGUGGACCUGCCUGUGCUGAGCGACGAGGAAUGUGCGAAAAGUUACGUUAAUGACGAGCUCUUCCCUUCAAUGCUGUGUGCCGGUGGCACUGCAGCACAAGUGGGGUCUUGCCAAGGAGACUCUGGGGGACCAUUGGCCUGCGGGUCUACCCUGGCAGGGCUGGUGUCUUGGAGCUAUGGCUGUGCCCGCCCGGAGUAUCCAGGUGUGUACACGGAGGUGUCUUACUUUGUGGACUGGAUCAACUCGCACACCAAACGCCUUUAGGAUCAACGACUGCCCCUUAAGAGAUUGUAAUCAGGAAGCUGUUUAACUGAACUCGAUCUUUUACUUUCCCGGAAUGAAAAACAUCGCUGAUAUAAAAUACAUUCACAUUGGCGGUAAUGGUUCCGAUAUGUAAUCCAUCAAAUUGUUGUGUAUCCACUCGGUUCUUUCCCUGUCGGUCCAAAAACCGUCAACAAAAUUGUGAAUCUGCACGCAGAGGUUAUAGUAAUUGUGAUACGGGCUUACCGUUCAUUAAAAGUAGAUGAUAUAUGGAUCUGGGCAUGCAGUUUGAUUACACUUGUCAUCAUUUCAUGAUAAAUAAACUUCCUGCAAAA
Eriocheir sinensis (Chinese mitten crab) is the source of this 1237-nucleotide messenger RNA. RefSeq names its product trypsin-1-like. Gene Ontology annotation, biological process: proteolysis. Gene Ontology annotation, molecular function: serine-type endopeptidase activity. The record is from RefSeq and is a predicted model, not a curated record. Bases 90 to 905 code for a protein of 271 amino acids. The transcript is spliced from 7 exons. NCBI's taxonomy places the organism in Eukaryota, Metazoa, Arthropoda, Malacostraca, Decapoda, Varunidae.